AUGGGUGGCGCAACACUAGUCAGCAAGCCUGCUUCUACCCCAGCUUAUGAUAUAAUGAUCUCCCCGUACCACCUACUUUUUCUUAGUGUAUCCAUUUUUUUCUUCCUUGCAAUCAUGGCCGAACAACACGAAGAGCUUAUUGUUGACCUCAAUGGCAAACAGGUUCCUUUGCUGAAAAUCAGCAAACCCCACCACAGAAUCCUUGACCACAACCAGAAACCGGUUCCAGACCCAAAAACCUUCCCUGACGUUGAACCCGAGGCCAAGGAGAGAGAGGCCAAGUUGGCCGAGGAGAGAAAGCAGGCUGCUGAGCAGAAGGAGCAGAAGGAGUAA
Messenger RNA from Candidozyma duobushaemuli, 333 nucleotides. It is a transcript of the gene ASR3, whose product is annotated as Asr3p. The record is from RefSeq and is a predicted model, not a curated record. The coding region runs from base 1 to 333 and encodes 110 amino acids. The transcript has a single exon. NCBI's taxonomy places the organism in Eukaryota, Fungi, Ascomycota, Pichiomycetes, Serinales, Metschnikowiaceae.